AUGACUAAUAUAUUUUUAUAUUCUAAAUCAAAUAAAACUAAAUAUAAAACAUAUAAAAUUUAUUUAUAUUUUAAAAAAUAUAAUAAAUGGAAUAUAAUUAAAUUAGGUAUUUAUAAUCCAAAAUUAAAUAUUAUUUCUUGUAUUUAUUAUAUAUUAUUGAAAUAUUUAAAAUAUGGAUUUAAAUUAAAUAAAAAUAUAAUUAAAAUUUUAUUAUAUAAAUUUAAAAUAUAA
This is a messenger RNA of Plasmodium yoelii, 231 nucleotides long. Lineage: Eukaryota; Apicomplexa; Aconoidasida; Haemosporida; Plasmodiidae. The record is from the annotation of a RefSeq genome assembly.